AUUGAAAACGAAUGAAACUAACAAGUAAGUGUCAAAAUUGUCAAACGUUACGAAAUUUUAUCAUCUGUUGUUUAGAGGAAUCGAUAAACCGAAGAUAAUAAAAAUACAAGUACAAAUGUUUUCCACCAGGCCGUCUAUUAUUCGUGGUAUAGCUGCGCUGACAAGCCGAACGACUAGUCAGGUGCAUAAAGUGCAUUCAUCGCAAGCAGCAAUGGCAGCCGUAAAGGUUGGUGAUCAACUGCCGGUUUCGGAUUUGUAUGAAGACUCGCCGGCAAACAAAGUCAAUGUUUGUGAUUUGACGGCGGGAAAGCGAGUAGUCUUGUUUGCGGUUCCCGGGGCUUUCACACCGGGCUGCUCAAAGACUCACUUGCCCGGUUACAUACAGAAUGCUGAGAAAUUGAAGAGCGAAGGUGUCGACGAGAUCGUAUGCGUGUCGGUGAACGACCCCUACGUGAUGGCUGCCUGGGGGGCCCAGCACAAUACAAAGGGAAAGAUCCGUAUGCUGGCUGACCCCAGCGGCGCGUUCAUCAAGGCGCUGGACCUCGGCAUCACGCUGCCGCCGCUCGGCGGCUUCCGCGCCAAGCGGUUCUCGAUGGUCAUCACCGACAGCAAGAUCACCGAGCUCAACGUGGAGCCCGACGGCACUGGACUGUCCUGCUCCCUCGCGGACAAACUUAAAAUCAAGAAGUAAACCUCAUGUCCUAGAGAAGGCCUCCAAACGCACGAUAACGAACUCAAGGAAACUGAUGCCGCGAAACUAGGCUACAAGCCUACUGCCAUGUCUGAUUUAGAGUUGCUCAGAGAACUCGUACUAAUUUCAAAUGGCAUAGAUCUGAUUUUGACCAAAACGUUAAUAGACAGAUGACUCUGAUGAAAACAUGGCAAAAUGCGAAGUUCUCGAUAUCGUUUUUCUUAGAAAUCAGACACAAAAGCAGGCAAUUAUAAUUGCGUUUGACGAAAAUUUUAUAAAAGUUGCGCAUCUGUAAUUUGUGAGUUCGUUACCUUUUGAAGUUGGUAGAGUUUCUUCUCUCUUGGAAAUUAAGUUCACCUAACUUUUUAAGAUCUUAUUUGGUUAAUAAUUGUGAUUCCAACACACCUAGCUUUAUGCAGUUAUAGACUGUGCAAGCACUCCUUGUGAUAUUGAAAACAAAUCAAUUUAUAAUAUAGAUCUAAUCAUA
Messenger RNA from Trichoplusia ni (cabbage looper), 1178 nucleotides. It is a transcript of the gene Prx5, whose product is annotated as peroxiredoxin-5, mitochondrial. The coding region runs from base 116 to 691 and encodes 191 amino acids. Gene Ontology annotation, molecular function: thioredoxin peroxidase activity. Gene Ontology annotation, cellular component: peroxisome; cytoplasm; mitochondrion. The record is from RefSeq and is a predicted model, not a curated record. Lineage: Eukaryota; Metazoa; Arthropoda; Insecta; Lepidoptera; Noctuidae. The transcript has 3 exons. Gene Ontology annotation, biological process: cell redox homeostasis; hydrogen peroxide catabolic process; cellular response to oxidative stress.